AUGGAAGACACGAUACGGUUGCCAGGCAAAACCUUCUGGCUGGAGGCCUGUUCUACUGUGACUGAAAAGGGACAUUCACAUGUAUUGGUACCAAAGACCGGCCGGCACCGACGGGAGCCUUUCUCAUCACCAGGUCUGACGCGAGACCCGAACACGGAAGCGGAACGCCUCCCACGUGACCCGGCACUCGCCAGGGAGGCUUGGGUGUUGCCGACACCCCACCCUGGGUACAGCGGGGCCGACCGCGCACUGCGGGGCCGAGCUCGGCUGCGGCCGCCGGGGCCCCGCGCCUGCGGCCCGCCGCGCAGGUGGCAGCGCCCGCGCUCCCGCGCACCGCCGCGGGGCCCGCCCCACCCUGGCGCCAGCCCCGGGCCCACCCGGCCCAGCCCAGCCCCGCCGCGGCGGCGCAGGCUACCUGGGGCUCUCCGGGAGGAUCAGCGCUGCGGACGCCGCCAUUCUGGAGCCUCCCCCGCACGUCGGCGCUGGUCAGCUGGCUGGCGCCCGCCAAUGACCGCCGCGGCGGACGGAAAGCCGGAAGGUCCACGCCGUGCUCCCUCCCUGCUCCGCGGACGGGACGCCCUAGCCCUGUCCUGCGUGCUGCCGAGGCGGGAACAUCUGAGCGUCACCGAGAUCCUGCCCGCCGAUCUUACCUUGGAGCAUUCCCGCGGUGUCUGGCCGCCUCUGCAGGGCGGCCGGUGGGAGAUGCUGUGGGUCCGGUCCCCGCGUGGAGCCCCCAGCCCACCUCGCAAUAGAGGCGGCGCCCCGCGCCCCGGCCUGCGCGCGGUGCGAUGGUUUGGCCCAGCCGGGUCUGCAGCGCCGGAGCUCUGCAGGAUGCCGCGCGGAGCUUGCGAUUCCUCAAAAACUGAAAUCAUGCAGUAUUUGUCUUUCUCUGACUGUAACUCUGGCGGGAGAAUACGUUUCCAGUCUGAAGCAAAUAACCUUUGAAGCUGAAAUCAGUCAAAGGGAGAAUAAAGUGGGAGAAACCCGUUUAUUGCUUACAAGUAGUCGUCCACUUUUGCUUGCCCAUCUCUCAUUACCCAGCUGCAAAGAGGGACCCCACCAAACCUCUCCAGUCCAGAUAUGCCCUCUCUCCCUAUUGGUAUGGAGGUGGACUACUUCUGGCCACCCCUUGGAAACAUCUAUUGAUAUGCAGAUGCACUAAGGCCAGUCAAGAGAUUCUAGAAAUAUUGCAGUUUUACCCACACUGACAUAUCACCUAGCAUAAUAACUUCUAGGUCCAUCCCUAUUGUGCAAAUGGCAAAAUUUCAUUCUUUCUGAUGGCUGAAUAGUAUUCUAUUGUCAGAUAGCCAGACAGGUCCUAAUGUGCCUCAUUAGAGCCACAGAUAACACAUAGGAUAUGUUUGAUUCUUCACCCAGCUUCUUCAUUGUUCCAAAAACGUGCCAGCCCAUUCUCAGUUCUGUGUCUACAG
Manis javanica (Malayan pangolin) is the source of this 1430-nucleotide messenger RNA. The record is from RefSeq and is a predicted model, not a curated record. Lineage: Eukaryota; Metazoa; Chordata; Mammalia; Pholidota; Manidae.